Messenger RNA from Strongyloides ratti, 6606 nucleotides. Its product is annotated as LD20667p. Lineage: Eukaryota; Metazoa; Nematoda; Chromadorea; Rhabditida; Strongyloididae. Gene Ontology annotation, biological process: small GTPase-mediated signal transduction; positive regulation of GTPase activity. Gene Ontology annotation, molecular function: guanyl-nucleotide exchange factor activity. Bases 1 to 6606 code for a protein of 2201 amino acids. The record is from RefSeq and is a predicted model, not a curated record. The transcript is spliced from 3 exons.
AUGCCCUCAACUACAGAUACCAGAUCUUUUUCAAUUAAAAGAAAUAGAUUUAGCGCUGCUCAUAUACGUAAACUGAUAGCUACUGGUGAUUUGAAUCAUGUUAGUGCUUUACGAAAUAGUGGAAAUGAAAAUUCAAAACGUUUAACUGGAAAUGAUGUUAAUGGUAGUAACAAUAAGCUUAUUUUGACAAAUUUACCAGAUCCAUUGGAUGUUGAAGAUAUAUUGUCAAAUUCAACUGUUACCCAACCAACUGCUGAUUUGUCAACUUCUUCUAUUUUAUUUCCUCCAAUUGAUUUAGAAAUAUACAAUCAAGAUGUCGUUGGUGUAACUUCUCCUUCUCAAAUUAUACCAGAACAUAUUGAUCCAUAUACUAUUGAACCACAUAUAUUAGAAGCUUGUCAUAGACAUGGCUAUAAAACAUCUUUUACAAUUUCUAGAAAACAUCAUUCUAACUCAUCGGCUUUUGCUCAGGCUAAAGCAGCAAUAACAAGAAAUAAGAUAUUAGAGAGAGUUCCUAAACAAAAAUUAGAUGAAAUACAAGGAACAUUGAAUGAAAUAAAUCUUGGAAAUGUGAAAUUUGAUGUAUCAAAUGAAGAAAGAGAUUCUUUUUGUUCAAUGUCAUCCGAUUCAUCAUCUGUUCUUUCUACAAACAAAGAUGACUCACUUACAACUGUCAGUAAUACAAUAUCCUCAGCAUCUCAAACAUCAUUGGUUAAGGAUCAAGUUUAUGCUAGUUUAAUAAAAAGAAGUACGCCAGAAAAUUUACAACUAGAAAAUACUUCCAAAAGAAAUAAUUCAAGGAUUAGUCAUAUUGUAUCAAUUUUACCUACAGAAGCAAACAACAAAAAUGAUAAUAAUAUUGAAAAAAGAAUAAUACCACAAUAUAAUAAUACACUUUUACCAAAUAGAACAUUUGUUAUGUUAAAAGUGCAAGAAUUAUCUCUUGAACCAAGUGAUUUGGAACCAAUAUUUGGUUCAAUUGUAUUAUUUGAUUUAAAAGAAAAAAGAAGACUUUCGGAGACAUUUUAUUUUGAUUUUAAUGUUGCACAUUUAUAUACAAUGAUUCACCAAAGUAUCUUUCAAUCAAAUUUAACACCAAAAGCUGGGCUUUUUGAAUUAUUUUCACCUGAAAAAUUAGUUGAUAUUUUCAUUAUAAUUAAACUUGAAAAAGUUUUACAGGCAGGAGAAUCUAAUGAUAUUUAUGAACCAUAUAUAAAAUUUGACACAAAUAGUAGUGUCAAAGAAAAAUACCAAAAUUUGGUUAUUGCGAAUUGUAAAAGACUUGGUAAUUUUAGAAUGCCUUUUGCCUGGAGUGCAAUUGAACUUUCACAAGUUUUGUCAGGUGGAAAAAUCGAAACUUUAAAUAGAAGAGAACUUAGUAAUAAAGACUCACCAUAUCUUUCUUCAGCUAAUGAUGAAUUUGACAUUACAAUAGGCUCCUCUCCAUUGAAUUGUAACGAUUUUUCUUAUAUUGGAGAAACAGAGUCUAUACAUUCAAUGGAUCGUACAACAAUUGUUAUUUCUCCUUCUCCAAUUGGUUCAUUACAAAAGAAAAAGUAUUUUUCUAUUUCAACUGUAGAUACAACAAUGUCACCACCACCAACCCCUGUAAAAUAUAAUGAACAACAAGAAACAAUGAGUAAAAAAUCAUCAAUUCAAACAAUUUUUAACAAACCUUUCACAAUAAAACUUCAUUCUUUUAUUAGAUCAGAAUCCGACAAAUUGUCAGAUGAAGAAUUGAUAAAAUGUCUUUUAGAAAAUAAAAAAAAUUCUAAUAAAACAUCAAAAUUAAAAACAAUAGGAGUUAAGUUUUGUAUUGAGUUAACUAUUCUUCCAAAAGAUUGGAAUCAUCUUGAUGAAACAAAUGCAUUUCUAAUUAACAAUUGUAUUAGUUCUGAAUUAAAAAAAUGGAAAAAUUGUAUAGUUCCAAUGUUUAAUAAUUUUAGUAAACAUCCAAUGUUAAGAGAAGUUUUGUCAUUUCCUUUUAAGGGACAUUAUGAAGUUAAUGAUGAUAAAACGAUGAGAAAUUUAUUAUUCAUUUAUCCUAAAUCUGCAAAUUUUUCAAAUAGAAGUGGAAAUGCAAGAAAUAUUUGUAUCAAAGUACAAUUAAUGGAUAAUAAUGAGACUCCUUUAAAAGUUUUUUAUAAUAAAAAUAGCAGUGAAUUGGUUGAUUAUGUUUAUACUUCUGUUUCUUAUCAUAACAAAACACCUCAAUUUGGAGAUGAAAUAAAAGCUAAUAUUCCAAUUGAUUUAAAUGAUGGUCAUCAUUUAUUAUUUACUUUUUACCAUAUAUCAUGUAAAUUAACAUCUAAAAAUUCUGAAGUUCCAGAGACUCCGAUAGGUUAUACUUGGAUACCAAUAUAUCAAGAAAGAGGUUGCCUUCAAACAGGAUAUUUUAAUAUUCCAAUUUCAUUAGAUAUUUUACCAAAAGGUUAUUGUUAUCUUACACCAGAAGUAAAUUUACCAAAUAUUAAAUGGCUUGAAUCACAUAAGCCAUUAUUUCAAGUUCAAAUAUCAGCUAUUACAUCUAUACAUACACAAGACAAAUAUUUGGAUGCUUUCUUUAGAGCAUAUAACUCUUUAAAAACAAUAAAAGGUUGUGAAGUAAUUUCAGCUGUUAAUAAUUUAGCUAAAGCUCAACCAGAACCAUUAGUUGCAUUUUUUUAUUCUAUCAUUGAUAAAUUGUUGUCUUUAAUUACUUAUGCAAGAAUUGAUGAAAAAUUUAUUGAAUGUAAGUUAUCAGAGGCAUGUUUUACUACAUUAUCACAAUUAAUCAAAAUAUGUACUGUUUUAUUGGAUGGAUCUGUUCUUGAUAAUCAUGGUAGAAGUAGUUUAUUAGCAAAAUAUAUUCAUUUAAAUAAAGUAACACCAAAAUAUCCAGAUAUGAAUAAUGUUAAUAUGUAUUCACAUAACAAAUCAUCUGCUAUGUCUUCUGAUUCUACUGUUGAUGAAUUACAUAAAAUUAUUCAUGAAGUUGAAAUAGCUAGUUGUUCAAUGAAAAUAUCAUCAACAGAAAGUGAAGGAAAUAAAAAGUACAAAUUUUUGCAUGAAGAAAUUGUUUAUCAAUGGAUUUUAUCAACAGGAUUUAUAAAAGAUAACAGUUGCACAUACUCUUGGUUCUUUUUAGAACUUAUAAUAAAAUCAAUGAGUGAAUUUUUAUUAAGUUUAAAUUCACAAAUGCUUUAUGUAUCAAGAAGAUCCCGUUUUGGUGAUGAGUAUCAUAAUAAUUUAAGUAGACUUAUUUCAAUAUUAACAAAUGAGAUUGUUGAAAGAGCAUCUAAAGAUUUGGUACAAGCUUCUUGUAUUAAUAAUUCACUUGCUUUCUUUCUUCAAGAUGCUUUCUCUAUAAUGGAUAGAACAUUUAUUAUGCGUCUUGUAAAAAGUUAUUACAAAGAUAUUUCUUCAAAAAUUGCAAACAUAUCUGAGACAUUAGCUAAAAAUCUUAUGAUUCUAAGAUUAGAUUUUACUAAAAUUCUCCUUUCUUAUGAACAUGUAAUUGCUUUAAAUUUACCUAUAUCAGAAAAUUAUUUAUCAAAUUAUUAUAACUCUACAAAUCAAAACAUUUUAAGUGAAACUUUUUCAUCAAAAUUAUUACUUGAAGGUAAAAAUUCUAAAUUUCCUGUUGAAAUUUCAACAUCAUUCAAAGCUCAACAUUUUUUGAUUGGUGUAUUAUUAAGUGAUUUGGUUACUUCAUUACACAGUGGAAAUGAAAAAAUUCAAAGUAAAGCAAUUUUAAAUGUUAAAAAUUUAUUAGUUAAUCAUGAAAAUGACUAUAGAAUAUGUGAAAAUCAAAAGUUAAUGGAAAAAGUUGCAGAUUUAUAUUUUCCUUUACUUGGUGUUUGUGUAGACAAUUCAAAUAUGUUUUUUAGUAAUUUUCCUCUUGAUGAUACAACAUCAAAUAGUUAUAUUGAUCUUAAUAGUGAUGGUAGAACAACAUUAGAUAUGGAACAGUCAAUGAAUCUUUUAUCAUGUUUUUGUUGGGUUUUAAAAUUUUCAAAUAAUAAUAAAAUUAAAAAUUGGAUUAUUUCACUUCCAUCAGAGAGGCUUGAAAAUUUUGUGGCUGUUCUUUAUGCUGUUGUGACAACUUUUGAAUUUAAACGUCAAGCUAGAUAUAUUAAAAAAAUGUAUAAUUUGUCUAAACUUUGUGAAGGUAUCAAAAAUUAUUCACCAUCAUGUGGUGAUUCUUUUGCAACAUUACCAAGAAAGAAAAAUUCAUCUAAUCAAUGUAGUCCUUCAAAAGCUAUGACAGUAUCAGCUGCAACUAUUUUAUCAGGAAGUGGAUAUAAAACAGCAUCAUCAUCAAAAACACAAGCAACUAAUCUUACUAAUAGUGCAAUUCUUGAAUCUUCAAUUGAAGUUAAAUGGCGUAAUACUUUAAGAUCUGGUGUACCUAGUACCCAAACAAAAUCAAUUGUUUCUGUCAAAACACAAAAUACUACUCAAAGUACAGAUUCACUUAAUAUUGUUUCAAUGGUAAAUUCAGAACAAUCUCAACUUGUGUUAGCAUAUUAUCUAACUAAUGAAAUUUAUUUAACUGUAUUAGAUACUAUAGAGAUGAUGAUAAGUUUAGUUUCAAGAGAUGAAUCUUCUUCUACAAAUAUUCAUUUUGUUCUCUCUUCAAUUUUAAGAUCAUUACUUCAUUUAGUUUCAUCAUCAACUUUUUCAUUAAGUUUAGAAAACAUAUUUGCUACUCAACGCCUUGCUGUUCUUUUAUUUCCUGAUUUUUAUUUUUCACAACAAUCUGAAUUAUGUCAAGAUUUAUGUCUACAACUUCUUAAACAUCUUGCUUCUAAAUCUUCUGUUAUUCGUUCUCAUGCUGCUGCUUCAAUGUAUAUGUUAAUGGCUAAUUCAUAUGAAUCAAUGCAUUCAUUUUCAAGAUUAAAAAUGCAAAUAACAAUGGCUUUAUCAACAUUAGUUUCAAAUUGUGCAGCUUAUGGUAUCUGGACAAUUCAUGAAACUGAUUUAAAAAAAAGUUUAAGUAAUUUAUUGUCUUACUUAGAGUGUGAUCUAACAACAAAUACAACUGAUAACAAAACAUUACUUUCUUCUACUUCUUUUCCACCUCAAGUUAAAGAUCUAAUUUUUAAUUUACAUAUGAUUUUAUCAGAUACAGCAAAAUUAAAACAUCAUUCAGAUGAUUUUGAAUUGCUUAUGGAUCUUAUGUUUAGAAUUGCAAAAGGAUAUCAAAAUAAUCCUGAUCUUCGUUUGACAUGGCUUUUAUCAAUGGCUGGAAAAAAUAUUGAACAUAAUAAUAUUUCAGAAGCUGCACAAUGUUUAUUACACUGUGCAGCAUUAAUAACAGAAUAUCUUUCAAUGUUAUCUCCAGAUGAAUUAUUUACACGAGGAGCUGCAUUAUUUUCUAAAUUAAGUGAUAAUAUUUUAGAUGAAUCUGCUAUUUCUGAUGAUGUUAUAUCACCUGAAGAGGAAGGAAUAUGUGAAAGUAGUUAUUUUAGUGUUGAAGGUCUUAUUUUUAUAAUUGAACAAGCAGCAAUAUUAAUUGAAAAAGAUCAAAUGUAUGAAUUAGCUAUACAAUUAUAUAAUAUUUUAAUUUCUCUUAUUGAAGAGUAUGAUGAUAGAAAAAAAACAAUAAUGGUAUAUGAAAAAGUUUCACAAAUGCAUAAAAAAUUGGAAGAAAUUGAGGUAGUUAAAGAAAAUAUAUCUGAUGCUUGGCUUUCACCAUUAGCUAAUUCUGAUAAAAGACAUUUUGGAACAUUUUUUAGAGUUGGUUUUUAUGGGGAUAUGUUUGGUGAGGAACUUGAUGGCUCUGAAUAUAUAUAUAGAGAACCUUCAUUAACACAACUUUCUGAAAUUUCCCAUCGUUUAGAAGGACAUUAUAUAAAACGAUUUGGUGCUGGUUGUGUAGAAAUUAUUAAAGAUAGUAAUGAAGUAGAUAAAUCAAAAUUAAAUCUUACUUCUAAAGUUUAUUUACAAAUUACUUUUGUUGAACCAUAUUUUGAUGGUUGGGAAAAAAAAGAAAGAAUUAAUAGUAUGUUUCAUAGAAGGUAUAAUGUAAAGAGAUUUGUUUAUGCAACACCAUUUACAAAAGAUGGUAGAUCUCAUGGAGAACUAAAAGAUCAAUAUAAAAGAAAAACAAUAUUAACAACAUCAAAAUCAUUUCCUUAUGUUAAGUCAAGAAUUAAAGUAAUAAAAAAAGAACAAAUUAUUCUAAUACCAAUAGAAGCAGCAAUAGAGGAUAUCCAAAAAAAGACAAGAGAAUUACAUGCGGCUACAGUUUCUAAUCCAGUAGAUCCAAAAAUCCUACAAAUGGUAUUACAGGGUUGUAUUGGAACAACAGUUAAUCAAGGUCCUAUUCAAAUGGCAAAAGUAUUCCUAAGUAACAUGUAUUCUGUAGAAUGUUCUCCAAUAAAAAAUAAUUAUCAAACAAUAAACAUACUUCAAAAUAAGUUACGUUUAUGUUAUAAAGAUUUUUCAAUGAAAUGUAGAGAUGCUUUAAAAAAAAAUGAGCAACUUAUAAGUCCUGAACAAGUUAAUUAUCAAAAUGAAUUAAGAAAAAAUUACAUUGAAUUUACUACACAACUGGGUGAAAUAUUAAAAGUUUCUUGUAUCCCCAUAGCCCAAACGGAAGAUUACACCUAUUUUGUAUAA